This is a messenger RNA of Cotesia glomerata, 4380 nucleotides long. RefSeq lists its product as uncharacterized. The record is from RefSeq and is a predicted model, not a curated record. Bases 136 to 4380 code for a protein of 1414 amino acids. NCBI's taxonomy places the organism in Eukaryota, Metazoa, Arthropoda, Insecta, Hymenoptera, Braconidae. Gene Ontology annotation, molecular function: nucleic acid binding. The transcript has 7 exons.
CUUAAAUGACCUCGCUAUGGAGAAUUACACAAGAUAGUUGAAAAAUGCAAUUUGUGCUUCAACUUUCGUGUUCCGCACCGCGCCGCAGAUUGCAAGACCGCUCAAGAUUGCCGAAAAUGUGGUCAACGUCACUACAUGUCCAUCCAUUUUGGAUGCACCAACGAAACCAGCUUCACCGCAGUCUACAUCUUCCGCACAGAUCCGCUUUCCGCUCAAGUAUUGCUAGCUACCGCUUUAGUCCAGGUCCGCCCACAUCAUGGUAAUCCAAUCACCGCCAGAGUGUUGAUUGAUCAAGGUUCAGAGCUCUCAUUUAUGAGACAGUCGCUCUUCAAGAAGCUUGGACAACCGCUACAGCGUGACAUGGUCAUGCUCAAGGGCAUUGGCAAUGUCUCCGCAGGAAGCUCACUAGGUGUGAGCACAAUUGAGCUUCGUUCGUUGGGUACGACCGCAUCAAUGCAUGUCAGCAUGCAUAUUCUACCAACACUGACGGUAGAUCUUCCAUCGUUCGUGAUCGCUGAUCCGAAAUGGCCGCAUCUUGAGAAUCUCAAGCUCGCUGACCCGCAGUAUCUACAGCCACGCCCUGUAGAUAUUAUUCUAGGUGCAUCACCAGCCGCACAGAUCAUGAACGCAGAGAUUCAACGAGGACCUCGCAAUGCUCCUAUUGCACAAUCCACCACGCUUGGUUGGAUUGUCUAUGGAGCUGUCACCGCUAAACACGCUUCAACAUCACACGCAGCACUACAUGCGUCAGUAGAUACUGAAUUACAAGACGCUAUCGCUAAGUUUUGGGAACAGGAAGAAGUUCCAUCAGGAAAUUCACCGCUCAACACCGCUGAAGAAGACGAAUGUGAAAUUCACUUUCGUCAAACGCAUUAUCGACAGCCUGAUGGACGCUACGUAGUGAGAUUACCGCUUAAGGCCCUUGAGAGUCAACUUGGCGACUCUAUCAACGCAGCUAUGGGGUCACUCCGCAGAUUAAUAACUCGCUUGUCGCGAGAAAGAGAAUAUUCUGACAUGUAUCGUGCAUUCAUGGCAGAAUACAUUCAACUAGGACACAUGGUACGAGUACCAGUCAACGAAUUGCCCGCAAACGCUUAUUUCUUGCCUCACCAUGGGGUAUUGAAGCUUGAUAGUGCCACUACGAAGCUCCGCACAGUGUUCAAUGGUUCCUGUGCAACAUCUACAGGAAUUUCAUUGAACGACAUUCUCCACGCAGGACCCAAAACGCAAAUUGACAUUUUUGAUGUGAUGUUGAGAAUCCGUUGCAGCAGGAUUCUAUUCGCUACUGACAUCACCAAGAUGUUCAGACAGAUUGAGGUCGACUCGCUUGAUUGGCCGCUUCAGUGCAUUCUCUGGAUAGAUGAGAAUGACUUAAUAGACGCUUACUGUCUCAAGACAGUCACAUACGGAACCGCUAGUGCACCUUUUGACGCAGUACGUGUGCUUAUCCAACUAGUAAAGGAUGAAGGACACCGCUUUCCGCUAGCUGUUGCUCCAAUGUUGAAAACACGCUACGUAGAUGACAUCUACGGUGGAGCAGACAACGAAGAAGAUGCUAUCAAGGCUGCAGUACAAACAAAAGCUCUGUGUGCAGCAGGCUGCUUCCCGCUUGCCAAAUGGGCUAGCAAUAGCCCACGGUUACUCGCUGAAGUCGCUCCAGAAAAGCAGCUGGAUACACCGCUUAAGGAAAUCAGUGAUGCACCAGUAAAAGUCCUGGGCAUGUACUGGAAUUCACGCACUGACGCUCUCCAGUUCAAGUACACGCUACCGCCAGAGACGCCCAAGACAAAAAGAGCUAUUUUGUCUGAAAUCGCUAAGCUGUAUGAUCCGCCAGGACUUCUCGUACCAAUAGUCGUCAAAGCCAAGAUCUUUAUGCAAGAUCUGUGGCUAGAUAGAGUGUCAUGGGAUGAACAAUUGUCACCAUCACUCAUUCACAAAUGGACUGGAUACCGCGAGGAUCUUCGAAACAUCGAAUCCAUCCGCAUUCCACGCUGGAAUAAUAUAGCACCUGGAGCAACUAUGGAAUUGCACGGGUUCUCAGACGCUUCGCAAAACGCUAUGGCUGCCGCUGUUUAUUUGAGAGUCACUGACGCUGAUGGGAACACAAAGGUCUCACUUCUGUGUUCAAAAACGCAAGUAGCACCGCUGAAGACCAUGACAAUCCCACGCUUGGAAUUAUCUGCCGCAUGGUUGCUAACACAACUGAUACUUCAUGUCACAGAAGUUCAGUCGCUUGAAAAUGUCAGGAUCAAUCUCUGGACUGACUCCGCUGUGACUCUCGCAUGGAUUAAAAGUCCAGCAAUCCGCUGGAAGACAUUCGUCCGCAAUAGAGUGGGAAAAAUCCAAGAAACGCUUCGAGAUGUCUCCUGGAAAUUUAUUCCAGGAAAACAAAACCCCGCUGACUGCGCUUCAAGAGGUAUACCUACGCUAAAACUGAAACAACACGCUCUCUGGUGGCAUGGACCAACUUGGCUUCAUGAACCAGAAUCCUCUUGGCCCACUCUGGAGCCUCCAACCGACAACGCAACGCAUCGAGAAGAACGCCAAGGUCUGACACUAGUAACUUGGAAAGCAGAAAAUUGCCUGCUCCAACAAUUACUGUCGCAUUACACGCAGCUAGAGAUUCACACGCUACAAGAUGGUGAUGGUCUGCCUAAAAAUAACAGCAUCACUAAGCUGACUCCGUUCAUCGACCAUCAGGGGGUCCUGAGAGUCGGUGGCCGCUUGAAAAACGCAUUGCUGGACCCAGAAGAGAGGCAUCCAGCGAUUCUACCGCGACAAUCACCACUUACAUCAAUUUUGAUUGAUGAUUCGCACCGCAAAACGCUUCACGGAGGUACUCAGCUUACGCUCGCUGACUUACGCAAGAGUGUCUGGAUCAUUGGAGGCCGUGUUCCAGUCAGAUCAUUUAUUUUACGCUGCGUUAUCUGCACGAGACACCGUGGAGAACGCGCUCAACAGUUGAUGGGUCAACUACCCACCGCACGAGUACAGCCAACUCGAGCCUUCUUGCAUACAGGACUCGACUACGCUGGACCUAUCACGCUGAAAACGUUUCAAGGACGUGGAGCAAAAACAUACAAAGGCUGGAUUGCAGUCUUUGUAUGCAUGUUCAGAGCAGAUAAAGAGCUGAAACGACUAUUCGCUGCAGGAUCCCUCACAUUACGAGAAUUAUCAACCUUGAUCGCUCAAGAUGGCACGAACUGGAAAUUCAAUCCGCCUGGAGCUCCACAUUUUGGAGGAAAAUGGGAAGCCGCUGUGAAAUCUAUCAAAUUUCACCUUCGAAGAACAAUCGGAGACUCGCUGUUGACGCUUGAGCAAUAUUCAACGCUACUGGCUCAAAUUGAAGCCAUAUUGAAUUCCAGACCGCUCACACCGCUGAAUGAAGAUCCUGCUGACCUGGCUGUACUGACUCCAGGUCACUUCUUAAUCGGACAGUCACUGACCGCUAUCCCAGAGCCAUCGCUGACAGAUUUACAACCUGCUUGGCUCUCGCACUGGGAACAAGUCCAGCAAAUGGUUCAACAUUUCUGGAAACGCUACUACCAGGACUGCAUCCACCGCUACCAGGCCAUUUCAAAGUGGCAUCAUCGACGCAACCAGAUCAAGGUGGGUUUAGUAGUACUGAUCACCACUGAGGAUCUCCCGCCAACCAAGUGGCCAUUAGCCAAAGUAAUUGCUGUCCAUCCAGGUGAAGAUGGACAAAUCCGCGUAGUAACUGUUAAGACAGUUAACACAGAGCUGGUACGUCCAAUUACAAAGCUCUGUGUCCUGCCGCUAACGCAUGAAGAAGAUGAUCUUGUCGACGCAGCCGCCAACCCGGGGGAGAAUGUUCGUGCUGCUAAAAAAAUAUUUGAAUUUUGUUGUAAGAAAGCUGUAGAUGAAGAAAAAAAAGAAAAUGAGAAGCACGAAAGACCUCUUCUUAAUUUUAAAGUAUCUGGUGAUGGAACUUGGAGGAAACGAGGAUUCAAAUCAUUAUUUGGCGUUACAACUCUAAUAGGCUAUUAUACUGGAAAGGUUGUAGAUUUAGUUGUUCGAUACUUUUCCGGUGCCAGUAGUCUAACUUACUAUGAAAAUAGCGAAAAAUUCGGCGUUGAAAUUGAAAACGAAGAUCUUUUAUUAGUUAAAGAUGUCAAUGAGUAUGAGAUUUACUAUGCUAAUCAUUUAAGAGUAAUGUUAGCCAGCAAUGAUGAAGAAGUAAUAACUAAGUUUACGAAUGUAAAGGGUCAGCAAUGUAAUUUUUGGGAUUUCUCAUCAAAGCUUAAACUAACCAAUGGGCUUCUACGAUUGUGCUUACUUACUACAUUGCGAAAAACUAGCAGUACUACCGUAGAUUCAACGGACUUUGCCUUCAUUCGGGAUCGAUUUCAAGUUGCCUAA